Messenger RNA from Guillardia theta CCMP2712, 635 nucleotides. RefSeq lists its product as hypothetical. The transcript has 2 exons. Bases 208 to 633 code for a protein of 141 amino acids. The record is from RefSeq and is a predicted model, not a curated record. Lineage: Eukaryota; Cryptophyceae; Pyrenomonadales; Geminigeraceae.
CCCCCCCCCCCUCCCCCCCUUCCCCUCAAACACACACUCUUUUCCCUUCUUUAUCCUUGUCUGAUGCCUGCUAUCCGUCUCUCACCCAUUCGCUGGUUUCUGUCUCAUGUCUUGCUGUCAUGAGCAAGGCAACAUGCAGAAGAAGGACUGCCUAUUGGAUAUGGGUAUCAGGGUGAACGCGUCAGAACACACAGAUCCAAGGGAGAAAUGAGACAAGUCAAGACUCUGUGUCUUUUUCUUUGUUUGGGUCUGAUGUGCAUUGUGAUUACAGAGGGAAUAGCUGCUACUGUUGGCUGUCAAGGUUUUAUUGAUGGCAAGAAGAAUGUCGUGCGCCAGAGCUCUUGCUUGACAUUACGAGGAGGAAGUGGUGCACCAUGGAACGUGAGCGAUGGUGGUUCCCCUGGGGCGAAAGAGCUCAGAGAGAAAAGUAUGGGGAAUGUGAAUGGAAUGCGCAUGGAGCUAACUGGCCAUGGUUCUCUCGAGGAACAAGACGAGAUGUAUGCAGACGAGCAGUUGGCUGUUUACAGCUCUCGUGACGCAAGAGACAAGACAGAGAGAUCGAAAAGACCACGAACUGCAGAAAGAGAGGGGCUAGCUAGAGGGCGAUUUAUCUUAUUACAUACAUCUUGUUGAUU